Athene cunicularia (burrowing owl) is the source of this 1822-nucleotide messenger RNA. It is a transcript of the gene SC5D, whose product is annotated as sterol-C5-desaturase. Bases 1 to 1014 code for a protein of 337 amino acids. The transcript has 4 exons. NCBI's taxonomy places the organism in Eukaryota, Metazoa, Chordata, Aves, Strigiformes, Strigidae. The record is from RefSeq and is a predicted model, not a curated record. Gene Ontology annotation, molecular function: iron ion binding; oxidoreductase activity.
AUGGUUUGCGGGCUGGAGCGGCACAUCAUCAUCGUCAGAUGUUGUGACACCUCGGGAGCGUGUCACCCUCUGGCUCUCCAGAGCAGAGGUCAUCAAGGCGUGCAGCAGACGGCCAAGUUCAUGCCUGGGGUUCUGGGAAGCCUGUUAGUGCAGUGCGGGGGUGACAAGCCAGUCCCGGUGUUAUCAACAGCUGCCCAACCACUGGCAGCAACCACCGCUCUCAACCUGCUGCUGCAGGGCCCUGGGUCAUCGGUGACCAGAAACGAGUCCCCUUGCCCAGCCCUGGCCCGAGCACGUCACGCCCCGCAGCUCCCGGUACGCCCUGUCCCCCUCACCCCUCUGUCCGUCCCACAGAACCAGGUGCGUCGGGAGAUCACCUACGCGCUGCGCUCCCUCCCCUGGAUCAGCGUGCCCACCGUCGCCCUGUUCUUCGCCGAGGUGCGGGGCUACAGCAAGCUCUACGACAACAUCGAGGACUCCCCGUAUGGCUGGGCGGGCGUCUUCCUCAGCAUGCUGUCCUUCCUCUUCUUCACCGACAUGGGUAUCUACUGGAUACACCGCGCUCUCCACCACAAGCUGCUCUAUAAGCGCUUCCACAAGCCCCACCAUCUCUGGAAAAUCGCGACGCCCUUCGCCAGCCAUGCCUUCCACCCCGUUGACGGCUUCAUGCAGAGCCUGCCCUACCACAUCUACCCCUUCCUCUUUCCCCUGCACAAAGUCACCUACUUGGGCCUCUACAUCUUCGUCAAUGUCUGGACCAUCUCCAUUCAUGACGGCGACUACCGUGUCCCCCGCCUCCUGCGGCACGUCAUCAACGGCUCAGCCCACCACACCGACCACCACUUGUACUUUGACUACAACUACGGGCAGUACUUCACCCUCUGGGACAAGAUUGGCGGCUCCUACAAGAGCCCCACAGCCUUCGAGGGCCAAGGCCCCCACGACUACUUGCGCAAGCUCCGAGAGAAAGGCCUGGGCGUGCCCAAUGGCCUCUCAGCCGCCAAGACUGAGUAGACUUCCCCCAGCCCCUCUCCAGGACGAGAUUCCUGGGCUGGAUCUCGUCCUGUUCCUCCCUGGCCUCUUGAGACUACUUUCCCACGGACAAAGAGCCCCCGACGCGGGGCGGUUCUCGGUGAGCCCACCCCUGCUCCCAAAACGGCCUUCUCCGGCCUCGCUCUGCUGCCCCUAUCGCUCCCCUUCCCGCCUGCCUUUGGAUCUCUGCUAUGGCCCCUACGCUGCUUUCAUGCCGUGCUGCUGCUUUACAAAACGAACAAUAACGUGGCACAGAUAGAACAAUAACGUGGCUCGCGGCGGGGUCUCUGUCUGUCCGUGCUGCACACCUUUGAUUCGCUGCCAUGGGGUCCAUCCGGACAAGUCGAGUCGAAUCGAGUGGAGAAGUUGACAACAUUACAUUUUUUUUUGCAAUAAAAAAAGCCACAAACACGUACCUUUUGGAGACAGUGUGGGUCUGGCAAGGGCUCGGCCUCGAGAUGCAGCGGGACUCCUUGGCGCUCGACGCGCUCUUCUCAUUCCUCCCACCUGGGGACGUCCCUGGGGUGCUGAUGGAACAUCUCCUGACAACGGCAGGCCUGUAGGACAAAGAUGCACUUUGAGACCCGUGGGUCCCUUGAGCUCCCCGAGAAUAUUGAGUGGGAGAGGGAAGAGGAGGAACAGGUACCCAGAGGUGAGGGGCAGGGGCUUCUCCUCGCUCGAGGGUUCGUGGCCGGCUCUCCCCCUUAACGCCUGGUGUGUUUCCUGCUGAAACCCCGUCGCCCUGCCUUUGGGUCUGACCUGUGUUCAAUAAAUCUUACUUGCCAACUUG